AUGGCCACACUCGCGCUGCAACAGGCGCAGCAGCCCGUCGAGCCCACCCUCACCGUCCUCCUCUCGCUCGCGAUCGCAGUCCUCGCCUACCGCACCGUCGCAGCGCUCGUGCCGUUCCUCGCCAAUGACCUCGUCAGCAAGGGCCUGAGAGGAAGGGACAUGCUCAAACCUGGGUUCAAGCGGGACGACGAGACGCCGGCUGUGGACGACGGAGCAGGAGGAGGAGUGGUGGACGAGCCAGGGACCCAAUGGCUACCCGAAGCGACGGGCGUCAUCGGCGCAUCCGUCUACAUCCUCCUCCUCUCGCUCUUCGCCCCGCUCCCUUACAUCACCUCUCUCCUGCCCGACUCCCUCCUCCCUCCCUCCGCCAAGUCCACCCUCCCCAUACUGAACACCACAACCCCGCUCAUUCUCCCCGCCGACGACCCCUGCUCCGCCCUACUCCUCGAAGGAAGCCUCUCAUUCCCGCACCACUCGUUCGCGACUUACCUCGCCAGCUUGCUCAGUCUCCUCAUCGCGACGUUCCUCGGAUUCUGCGACGACGUGUUCGACAUCCGAUGGCGGUUCAAGCUGCCCAUCCCUCUCAUCGCCUCUGUGCCACUACUCGUCACCUACGCCGCGGGUCACGGCAUAACGGACGUUGUUCUUCCCAAGCUGUUCGGCUUGCGCGAGCUGCUCGGCGGAGUCGCAACGAACGGGGUUGUGCACCUGGGCCCACUCUAUUACCUUUACAUGUCGAUGCUCUCGACGUUCUGCACGAACAGCAUCAAUAUCCUCGCGGGCGUCAACGGUGUCGAGGUCGCCCAAGCACUCCUCAUUGCCCUCUCAAUCAUCGCCAACGACCUCCUCUACCUCACUUUCUCGCUCUCCCCGCUCGUCCCGCUGCUGCGCUUCCUUCCCGCGUCAAUCCGAGCAUUUCUCCCGCCAGCGGAUGAGCUUACCCAGCGAACGUGGACGUUCGGCUUUGCGCGCGGCAGCCAGGAGUUGGCGGACCGGCAUCUGUUCAGCCUGUACUUCAUGCUGCCGCUCGUCGGCGUCUGCCUCGGUCUGAUCAAGCACAACUGGUAUCCGGCCCGCGCGUUCGUCGGCGACACGUUCUGCUACUUCACGGGCAUGUCGUUCGCGGUCGUCGGCAUCCUCGGCCACUUCAGCAAAACACUCCUCCUCUUCUUCCUCCCCCAAAUCUUCAACUUCCUCUACUCGGUCCCACAAUUGUUCGGCCUCGUUCCCUGCCCGCGACACCGCCUGCCGCGACUCGACAAGAAGACAGGCAAGCUCGUCAACUCGUGGGCUGUGCUUCCGCCUCCUUCGCAGCGGUGGAGUCGACACAAGAUCGGUGUGGCGCUCUUGCGCGCCAUCGAGCCCCUCGGGCUCGUUGGGCUGCAGCGGGACCCGUCGACGUCCGAAAUCACCGCCUGCACGAACCUCACCAUCCUCAACCUCCUCCUCCUCCGACUAGGAUCGGUCAGGGAGGACAGGCUGACGAAGCGGUUGAUGUGGUGUCAGGUCGCGGGCAGUGUGGUUGCGUUUGCAGUGCGGUAUGGCGCGGGUCGACUCGUGUAUCCCGACGGGGCGAGGCAGUAG
Molecule: messenger RNA, 1584 nt
Organism: Rhodotorula toruloides NP11
Lineage: Eukaryota; Fungi; Basidiomycota; Microbotryomycetes; Sporidiobolales; Sporidiobolaceae
Product: UDP-N-acetylglucosamine-dolichyl-phosphate N-acetylglucosaminephosphotransferase
Exons: 6
Coding region: 1-1584 (527 amino acids)
Biological process (GO): dolichol-linked oligosaccharide biosynthetic process; protein N-linked glycosylation
Cellular component (GO): membrane
Molecular function (GO): UDP-N-acetylglucosamine-dolichyl-phosphate N-acetylglucosaminephosphotransferase activity
Source: RefSeq, a predicted model, not a curated record